This is a messenger RNA of Canariomyces notabilis, 925 nucleotides long. RefSeq lists its product as uncharacterized. The transcript has 2 exons. Lineage: Eukaryota; Fungi; Ascomycota; Sordariomycetes; Sordariales; Chaetomiaceae. The record is from RefSeq and is a predicted model, not a curated record. The coding region runs from base 151 to 783 and encodes 210 amino acids.
GUGGUUAACGCCACUAGGUGGCCAAGAACACGACGCGCUUACCGCGCAGCAUGACGAUCUUUGGGCGGGUUGAGCAGGAGCACCUGGGUGGUGCCGGGCAAUAACGUGAAGGUACCUACCGUACCGUACUGUCUGGAGGGCAGCAGUCACAUGCUGGUUCCAGGUUCCGCACCAUCGAACACAGCUCUGCAGCAGUUCAAUAAAAUGAGUCGCUGGGGUUACUGUAAGUCUCUGCCAAUUUGGUCAUCUACGAUUGCGCGGCUGUACACUGAUGUCUUUACGGGUCUUUUCGAGGGCAACAACGACCUUGAUCGCGCAUACCAACUGGCUAAGGAGAUCGCUGGUACCCAAAAGGGACCCGAGUACGAGGUAGUCUGCCAAGAUGGCAUUGAAGUUGAGGGAGCCAGCGCAGCUUUGUCACGCCUCCGUGAGAAGCUCGACGCUGGUCUCUGCGAUGAGCUCCUAAAGAAGUAUCGCAAUUUAGCGACUACCUCCAAGAGUGACUGGGACGAGUACCAACUGAUAAUCCUGGCUGCACUCAUCAUGACAACUGGUGCGAAGAUCAAAGACGAUGACAUGCAACAUCUUCGUCAGCUGGCUUCGGUGGCCAACUCUAACGAGGGCUUCACCAUGCCACUAUUCGACUCCGCCUUUCGUGGUCCAGGACAGCGACAGUUUCUCGCCGCGCUUAACAACUACAAACCAGGAACGCCAUGGGAUUUCGGGCUCCCCAGUUGCCAUGCCUGCGAAAGACUAAGCAAGACAGGAACAAACCACCCGUGAAGUGCAGCGGAUGCGAGACAGCUUGGUUCUGUGACAAGGAUUGCUAAAGGAGCCUCUGGAACGUUCACAAGCACAACUGCGGUGAUAAGACGGGUGGGGCUGGCUUCCAUGGGCUUAAUGUUUAGCAAUGCGGACACAGCCG